Molecule: messenger RNA, 1659 nt
Organism: Lizanozyma spartinae
Lineage: Eukaryota; Fungi; Ascomycota; Pichiomycetes; Serinales; Debaryomycetaceae
Gene: DBP2
Product: DEAD-box ATP-dependent RNA helicase
Exons: 3
Coding region: 1-1659 (552 amino acids)
Biological process (GO): rRNA processing
Cellular component (GO): cytoplasm; nucleus; ribonucleoprotein complex
Molecular function (GO): RNA helicase activity; ATP binding; RNA binding
Source: RefSeq, a predicted model, not a curated record
AUGUCUUACAUUAACAACAACAGAUAUAACGGCGGUGACAAUUACAACAGACACGGAAACGGUAGAGAGGGUGGUUCUUACAGAGAGAAUGGGGGCUAUAAUCAACACCGUGGAGGUUAUCGUCAAGGAGGCGCUGGCCGUGGUCGCUACGAACAACAAAGAAUUGAAUUGGUCAAGCCAGAUUGGGAUUUAGAGGCAUUGCCUAAGUUUGAGAAGAACUUUUAUAUUGAAAAUGAAGUAGUUGCUGCUAGAAGUGAUGCUGAAGUUAACAGCUUCCGUCGUGAGCAUGAUAUGACAAUGGUUGGUGAAGAUAUUCCCAAACCAGUUACUACAUUUGAAGAAGCUGGAUUUCCAGAUUACGUGUUAAGUGAAGUUUUAAAGCAAGGUUUCGAAAAGCCUUCUGCUAUUCAAUGUCAAGGUUGGCCAAUGGCCUUGAGUGGUAGAGAUAUGGUUGGUAUUGCUGCUACUGGUUCCGGUAAGACUUUGUCGUAUGCUUUACCAUCUAUUGUUCACAUCAAUGCUCAACCUUUAUUACAACCUGGUGAUGGGCCAAUUGUGUUGGUCUUGGCUCCAACAAGAGAAUUAGCUGUUCAAAUUCAAACUGAAUGUUCCAAGUUUGGUAGAUCUUCAAGAAUCAGAAACACCUGUAUCUAUGGUGGUGCUUCCAAGGGUCCUCAAAUUAGAGACUUAGCUAGAGGUUCUGAAAUUGUUAUUGCUACCCCAGGUAGAUUGAUCGAUAUGUUGGAAGCCGGUAAGACCAACUUGAAGAGAGUUACCUAUUUAGUCAUGGAUGAAGCUGAUAGAAUGUUGGAUAUGGGUUUCGAGCCUCAAAUCAGAAAGAUUGUUGAUCAAAUUAGACCUGAUCGUCAAACUUUAAUGUGGUCCGCUACUUGGCCAAAGGAAGUUAAGGCUCUUGCUAGAGACUAUUUGAUUGAUCCUAUUCAAGUUACCAUUGGUUCUUUAGAAUUGUCUGCAUCUCAUACUAUUACUCAAUUGGUUGAAGUUAUCAGUGAGUUUGAAAAGAGAGACAAAUUAGUCAAGCAUUUGGAAUUGGCUACUGAGACCAACAAGGAAGCUAAAGCUUUAGUUUUUGCUUCAACUAAGAGAGCUUGUGAUGAAAUCACUACUUACUUGAGAUCUGAUGGAUGGCCUGCAUUGGCUAUUCAUGGUGACAAAGCUCAACAAGAAAGAGAUUGGGUUUUGAACGAAUUUAGAAACGGGAACUCUCCUAUUAUGGUGGCUACUGAUGUCGCUGCCAGAGGUAUUGAGAACACAAGAAAUCGAAUGAAUGUCAAGGGUAUUUCUUAUGUUAUCAAUUACGACAUGCCUGGUAAUAUUGAAGAUUAUGUUCACCGUAUUGGUAGAACUGGUAGAGCUGGUACAUCUGGUACUGCUGUUUCCUUCUUCACUGAAGCCAACAAGAACUUGGGUGGUGAUUUGUGUAAGAUCAUGAGAGAAGCCAACCAAGAGAUUCCUGCUGACUUGAGGCGUUUUGAUAAGAGAUCUUAUGAUUCUCAUAUUAGAUACGGUAGAGGUGGAUACGGUGGAAGAGGUGGUAGAGGUUGGGGUGGCCGUGGUGGAAGAGGUGGUAGAGGUGGUAGAGGUGGAAGCUACCAAUCUGGAUCCAACACUGCUCCUUUGUCUCACAGAAGAUUCUAG